Molecule: messenger RNA, 2952 nt
Organism: Trichoderma harzianum CBS 226.95
Lineage: Eukaryota; Fungi; Ascomycota; Sordariomycetes; Hypocreales; Hypocreaceae
Exons: 2
Coding region: 1-2952 (983 amino acids)
Biological process (GO): mismatch repair
Cellular component (GO): nucleus
Molecular function (GO): ATP-dependent DNA damage sensor activity; mismatched DNA binding; ATP binding
Source: RefSeq, a predicted model, not a curated record
AUGCUUCGUCAACGCACCGUCCAUGGCUUCUGGCCUCGGCCCCUCUAUGCUCGCCGCUCAUCGGCACCGGCUCUAAGAGCUGCGUUUGCCUUGCCUUUCACCACUGCUGCUCAUCUCCAGGCUGCCGCAAAGGCAAAGCGAACGAGGACGACUGUCAAGCUUUCUGACUUGCCCCAGGGGAAAAUUGCUGCGAGUCCCCUCGCACUUGAGGAGCAAAAUGGGCCGGCCUACCCAACCGUCAUACUCCAAGCGCGCCGUCAUAUGGACAAGUUUGAGAAGUGUGUUCUCCUCACAAGAGUGGGAGGCUUCUAUGAGCUCUAUUUCGAGCAUGCCGAGGAGUAUGCAACGCAUUUCGGCAUAAAGCUGGCGUUUAAGAAGACAACUGCUGGACCUGUGCCUAUGGCUGGAUUUCGUUAUAUGCAACUAGACAAAUAUCUGAAAAUCCUGGUUCAAGACUUGAAUCGCCACGUCGCCAUAGCCGAAGAAUUUCCCAAUGAUGCCUCUGAGAAAAUCAAGUCGGGUGGCCUCAUGCAUAAUCGUCGGGUUACCCGAAUCAUCACUCCAGGAACUCUCAUCGACGAGAAUUUUAUUGAUCCUUACGCCAAUAAUUACAUCAUGGCAAUUCACGUUCCUCAAAAUGAUCUUGAUAAAAGUAUGCAGCCAGACACUUCCUCGUCUCACCAAGCUUCAGAUGUCAUGGGCGUAGAUUCUACACCUAUAGGUCUAGCAUGGCUUGACCUUUCCACCGGCCAGUUUUUCACCCAGUCCGCAACCUUGUCGUCUCUUCCGUCCAUCUUGUCCCGAAUAGCCCCACGAGAAGUUGUUCUUGAGCAAUCAUUCGAAUCCAGAAAAGAUCACGAUGUUUUUUCAAUAUUGACAGAUGAUCGGCAUCUCGUCACAUUUUCAUCUGAUGGGGGUCUAGUGAAGCUUGAUGACUGGGCACCAUAUCUGGAAUCAGAAAUCUCUCAAAAUUUACAAACAUCCUUUACAGAUGAUGAAAUCAUCGCGGGUGGCUUGGCGCUGAACUAUGUAAGGAAUCGGUUACAGGAGACGAGUAUGAAGCUUCAGCCACCUCUGCGCUAUGGGAACAUGCAGACGAUGACAAUCGACAAGAACAGCUUGAGGGCACUGGAAAUCAAACAAACCAUCCGCGAUGGUUUCUUCCGUGGCAGUCUUCUUCAUGCGAUACGCCGCACGGUUACAAAGAGCGGCGCUAGGUUGCUCAAUGAAUGGCUUGGCUCUCCGUCCACAUCUCUAGAGGUUAUCAAAGCUCGACAAGACCUUGUCGCUCGUUUCAUGGAGUUAGGCGAUCUUAGGGAUUCUUUGGUCGUCAUGUUACGGCUAAGCGAUGAUUGCCAAAGACUUGUUCAAAGAUUUGCCUUGGGAAGAGGUGAGGCCGAUGACUUACUUGGAAUAGCCAACACGAUUCGCGCAGCUGAAGAAAUCACUACUUUAUUGAAAGAAGCAUCGGGAAGAGAGAGUACUUCUCCUUCAACAGACUGUAUUGAUACGCUAGCGUCUCGAAUUGAGCUUGAAGAGCCGCUUAAACUCGCCCAUAGGAUUCAAGAGUCAAUAGACGAGGAGGGCAUUGCCCAGCAACAGGCAGCAGAAGAUUCCGAGGCAGAAGAAGCCAUGUCUCAAGCCCAAAACAUUGCUUCUGCCGAAGGCUUCUCGGAGGAUGUUGCUGUUUUGACCAAAGGAAAGAGAAAAAAGCGAAGCACCAUCAAAGAGGAGCAAUACGGAGAAGAUAAUCGGCCGUGGAUUAUGAAGCCAACUGCGAGCAAAGAGCUUCAGAGUCUUCACGACGAUCUCGCAUCGCUUCUAAAGGACAAGACUACUCUCGGAGAAGAAUUUUGCGAACGGUUUAAAGCACCAAGCUUGACCCUUAAAUGGGCACCGACCGUCGGCCAUAUUGCCCAUAUUAAGGGGAAAGACGCCAAAAAUCUUGCCGAGAUAAAGAUGGUCUCUUCAAACCGUAGCACGAGAUCGUUCCAGCUUGAUGAAUGGACAUCCCUUGGCCAGCGUUUAGAAAAGGUAACGUCUCGAAUUCGCCACGAGGAGCAGCGUGUGUUUCAAGCUCUACGCGAACAAGUUGUUAAGAACUUUAUUAAGCUGCGACACAUUGCAGCCGUGCUGGACGAAAUCGACAUUGCAACGUCGUUUGCGAAAAUAGCCCUUGAUCAGAAUCUUGUCCGUCCCACCUUGACGGAUUCAAGAACUCACACAAUCAUGGGUGGCCGGCAUCCUACGGUGGAAGGGGGUCUGUUGGAGCAGGGCCGCCGAUUUACUCGCAACGACUGUAUAGUCGGGCCGUCCCCAAACGGGCUCAUUUGGUUCAUCACUGGACCGAACAUGGCCGGCAAGAGCACGUUUCUUCGCCAAAACGCCUUGAUUACAAUAAUGGCUCAGAUUGGAUGCUAUGUCCCUGCCUCGCUGGCCGAAAUUGGCAUUGUUGAUGCAAUCUUCAGUCGCGUGGGUUCCGCUGACAGCCUAUACCACGACCAGAGCACCUUUAUGGUUGAGAUGCUUGAGACGGCUCAGAUUCUAAGACAAGCCACACCACGGUCUUUUGUCAUAAUGGAUGAAAUAGGUCGAGGAACCACACCAGAGGACGGCACGGCAAUCGCAUUUGCCUGCCUGCACCACCUCGUGACUGUCAACCAAUGCAGGACUCUUUUUGCGACACAUUUCCAUGAUGUAGCCGACAUGGCAGCUGCUGAGGGAUUCUGUCACCCAAAAUAUGGCCCCGUCCGGACCUACUGCACUGAUGUCAAAGAGAAUGAAGAUGGAAGCUUCGUCUACGUGCACAAACUACGGCCAGGGAUCAAUCGCCAGAGCCAUGCUCUUAAAGUGGCACAUCUGGCGGGAAUACCGCAGCGCGCAAUUGACAUUGCCCGGAGUGUGUUGGAUGCUAGAGAGGCAAAGGAGAACAAGUCUCGUGGCAUUGCAUAA